AUGACUAAGAACAUCAACAUUGGACCAUUGGUUAGGCUGCAGAGCUUGACUCCGAGGUCUCCAUGGCACCAAUGUUUGAGAACCAAUACAAACUGCUUGCACGAGCUUGAAACAGAGUGCAAGAGAAAGAAUCGAUCUUUCCUAGUGGGUUCUUGCGAAAUGGGUUCGUCUGUGGAGCAGAGCAUUCUUGUCACUGGCGGUGCUGGAUUCAUCGGGACGCAUACCGUUGUUCAACUCUUGAAAGAAGGGUUUAAGGUUUCGAUCAUUGAUAAUCUUGAUAACUCUGUUAUCGAAGCUGUUGAGAGGGUUAGGGAGCUCGUUGGUCCUGAUCUUUCCAAGAAGCUUGACUUUACUGAGGGUGAUCUGAGAAACAAAGGAGAUAUUGAGAAACUCUUCUCCAAACAGAGGUUUGAUGCUGUGAUCCAUUUCGCGGGUCUGAAAGCUGUGGGUGAGAGUGUUGUCAACCCUCGUCGCUACUUUGACAAUAACUUGGUUGGAACUAUCAAUCUUUAUGAGACCAUGGCAAAGUACAACUGCAAAAUGAUGGUGUUUUCAUCAUCUGCGACUGUGUAUGGACAACCUGAGAAGAUUCCAUGCAUGGAAGACUUUGAGUUAAAGGCUAUGAAUCCUUAUGGUCGUACUAAGCUCUUUCUUGAAGAGAUAGCUAAAGAUAUCCAGAGGGCAGAAUCAGAGUGGAGGAUUGUGCUGUUGAGGUACUUCAACCCUGUGGGAGCACACGAGAGUGGCAGAAUUGGAGAGGAUCCAAAGGGAAUCCCAAAUAACCUCAUGCCUUACAUACAACAAGUUGCUGUUGGACGUCUACCUGAACUUAACGUCUAUGGAACUGACUAUCCUACCAAGGAUGGUAGUGCGGUGAGGGACUACAUCCAUGUGAUGGAUUUGGCAGAUGGACAUAUCGCUGCGCUAAGGAAGCUAUUUGAUGAUCCCAAGAUUGGCUGUACUGCUUACAAUCUAGGGACUGGAAGAGGAACGUCUGUGUUAGAGAUGGUUACUGCUUUUGAGAAAGCUUCUGGCAAGAAAAUACCUAUCAAGCUCUGUGCGAGAAGGCCAGGAGAUGCAACUGAAGUUUAUGCUUCAACAGAGAAAGCUGAGAAAGAACUUGGCUGGAAGGCAAAGUAUGGUGUGGAUGAGAUGUGCAGAGAUCAGUGGAAUUGGGCAAACAACAAUCCAUGGGGUUACCAGAAGAAGCCUUGAACUCUCACUCUUUUCUCUAAUCACUCAAUAUAUACAAAGAAAAGUGUUACAUAAACUUCAUAUAGUUUACUUUACCUUCCAUGUAUUGAACGAAUCUGUUACUUCCAAUAAUAAAAUAGCUAGUUGAUGAUUCUAUUGAUGGAUAUGCAUUCUAUGGAUCGUUACAAUCCAACGAUAAAAAUAUUGUAUCAAAUAGAACCACCAGAAAGCAUAUUCAAAAAGCUUUUGUUCAAUCUACCAUCAGAUAACAUAUCAAUAACCAUCUUCAUGGUGGAAGCAUCUGCAGAGAACCCACACCUCUUCAUUUCUUCUAUAAGUUCAACCGAAGUGACAACACCACUACCUCCUAGAUGAGCUCGGAUCAGUGUGUUGUAUGUACACUCAUUUGGCGCAAUCCCAUCCACCUCUCCCAUCUUUUUGAACAACAUAUCCGCUUCAGACAGUGACCCUUUCUUACAUAGUCCUGCAAUCAUUAUAUUGCAUGUUAUGACAUCAGGCUUCACUCCUUUGAGAGGGAGGAGGCUAGAGAAUAACUCCCAAGCAUCAUCGACUCUCCUUGCAUUGCACAUCCCGUGAAUGAUGAUAUUAUAGAUCCCAAUACCAGGAUCUAUCUUACUCUUGUGCAUCUUAUCGAGUAUUUCUAAAGCCUCUUCUAGUUCUCCAUUGCCACACAACCCAUCCAGCAAAAUACCAUAAGUCACAACACUGGGUUCCACACCAAUAGAAACCAUCUCUUGGAAGAGUUCUUUGGCGGCAUUAAGUUCACCCGACUGACAAAACCCUUGGAUGAGAGUGCUAUAUAUGACUGUAUCAGCAACAAACCCUCUUAAAGAAACCUCACGGAAAAGUUUCAUACCAUCAUCAACCCGUCUAGCCUUACAAUAUCCGUUUAUCAAAGUGCCAUAAGUAACUAUAUUCGGUUCACAUCCCUUGCUAACCAUCAGAUCCAGCAUCUUCUUAGCCUCGUCUAGGCGACUCUCCAUGCACAAACCAUAUAUCAAAGAAGUAUAUGUAAUGGUAUCAGGAUCUAUACCUCUUUCCACCAUCUCAUCGUACAAGUCUUUAGCCUCAACAUGCUUUCCCUCUUUCACAAAAAUGUCAAUCAAUGCACCGAAUGUGAUGACAUUGGGUGUGAUUCCCCUUGUGAUCAUAUCUCUCAUCAACUGUGCAGCCUCACCCGAUCUUCCGGCAUUACAAAACCCUCCUAUGAGUGUGUUGUAGGUACUAACAAUUGCUUUGAUCCCUUUCGUUUCCAUUUCAUUGAAAAGUCUAAGCGCAUCUUCAAGGCCCCCAUCUUUGCAAAGACUAUCGAUGAUGAUAUUGUAUUUGACAGCAUCCAGCUUGAUCUUCCUUUCUUCCAUCUUUCUGAGCAAAUCCAAGGCCAUGGAAGUUUGCCCUGACUUGCACAUUCUAUUUAAAACUGGUCCAUAAGUAACUGCAUUUGGUUGGCAGCCAUGUUCCACCAUUCUAUCUAUCAAACCCAUUGCUUCAGAGACGUAACCUUUGAGACAAAGUCCGUUGACAAGAGACGUAAGCGUUAUAACAUUUGGUCUAACUUUCAUUUCCACCAUUCUAUCAACUAAUCCCACAGCUUCUGAGACUCUACCUUGGAGACAAAACCCGUUUACCAAAGUUGAAAACGUGAUUGUGUUAGGCUCAUACCCAAGUUUCAACAUCUUUCCCAUCACAGAAAA
Messenger RNA from Eruca vesicaria subsp. sativa (arugula), 2909 nucleotides. The record is from the annotation of a GenBank genome assembly. Lineage: Eukaryota; Viridiplantae; Streptophyta; Magnoliopsida; Brassicales; Brassicaceae.